AUGCUAACUGGCACAAACGGUAGUCCUCGAGCACCACCAAUUCAUCAUGCAGAAACAGUUAUCACAUACGACACGCAACAGCUCAUGACUCGAUAUGCAACACUAAGUCCCUCGGAUAUGUCAGAUUUGGAAUCAAGAUUGUUGUAUUCUAAUACGGCUGGUUAUUGUAGUAGUAGUGAUGAAGAUGAUAUGAAAGUUGAUAAAGCUGAAGAUACUGUGCAAAGGUAUCAUAACGAAGAUGCAGCAGCAAGUCAACUGGCACCAAGAAAUCAGUGGAAUACAGGACCAAAAGGUGUGCUAGAGGAUUAUAGGAUUCAUAAGGCACAACAUGAGAAGGAGGAAUCGAAGAAAUAUGAAGAGCUUGUUGCUCAAGCCAAAAUGUGUACUUUGUCAGGAGAGUCGGAAAAUGACGAUCUGGAAGAGAUUCGAAGAAAAAGAUUACUAGAAAUGAAGGAUAAUUUAUAUGCUGUAGGGAAAAUAGAUGACUUAACAGAUAAGGAGCAAUUUCUAAAUUUCAUCGAAUUAAGUCAAGACCGAUGGGUUCUAAUUCAUAUUUACGAAGAAGAUAACGAGGGUUGUGCGACGUUAAAUAAAGUCUUCAAUACGCUUGCCGUUCGUCAUCCAAAUUUCAAGCUAGGCAAAGUGUUAUCAUCGACGCUUGGACUGUCAGCACAGUUUAAGAUGCAGGGUCUUCCUACAUUGCAAGUUUAUCGAGAUGAGCUAUUGGUCGGUAACUUUAUUCGUAUAACGGAUCAGCUUGGAGAAAAUUUCACAGCGGAUCAGUUAAUUCAUUUUCUGAGCGAGAGUGAAAUCGAGCUAGAGUUAUCCAAAUAUCCGGCAUAUGCAGAAGACUAUUACGGCGAUGACGAUAUUAUCAUCGAUCAUGAUUAUUAA
Acanthocheilonema viteae is the source of this 894-nucleotide messenger RNA. Lineage: Eukaryota; Metazoa; Nematoda; Chromadorea; Rhabditida; Onchocercidae. The record is from the annotation of a GenBank genome assembly.